AUGAACUUUAUCAAACGAUGCUGGGAGGAGAUUGGCCAGGAGUUUACAAUAGCAGUGAUGGGGUUCUUCCAGAAUGCUAAGCUACCAACUGAUGCGAAUGUUACGUGGGUAACCCUUGCUCCGAAAUUUGUGGCUGCCAAAGAGAUCAAGGACUUUAGGUCGAUUAGUAUGGUGGGAUGUGUGUAUAAGGUGAUUUCAAAAGUCUUGGUGAGAAGAAUGAGAACAGUUAUGCCGGGUUUGGUAGGAGAGACACAAAGUGUAUUUGUGAAGGGUAGAAAAAUCUAUGAUGGCGCCCUAAUUGCCUGUGAGACGGUUCAGUGGCUCAAGACGCGUAAAAAGAAGGCAGCAAUUAUAAAACUAGAUUUUCAGAAAGUAUAUGAUAGAGUCAGGUGGAGUUUUGUCGAUAUUGUGCUUCAGAAGAUGGGCUUUGGACAAAGAUGGAGGAAUUGGAUGAAGGAGUGUGUCAGUUCGGCCACUAUGUCUGUCCUGGUUAAUGGGUCACCGUCUAAGCCGUUCAAAAUGGAGAGGGGCCUAAGACAAGGAGAUCCACUUUCUCCUCUUCUCUUUGUUCUUGUGGUUGAUGUGUUGCAUCGGAUGUUGGGGGAAGCCGUACACAAUGGGCGCAUUGCUCCCUUAAUGGUUGGAAGAGAUCAUAUUGAACUGUCACAUCUUCAAUUCGCGGAUGAUACACUUUUGUUUUGCCCUCUGGAGACAGAGAUAAUUAUGAAUUACAAGAGGCUGUUGCGCUGUUUUGAGCUGAUGUCGGGUCUGAGCAUCAAUUUUGAUAAGUCGAGUCUGAUCUCGGUCAAUUAUGAGCAAGAGUGGGUGGAGCAGGGCUGUCGCCUUCUGGGGUGCAAUCAAGCUGUCUUACCUGUUAGCCUUUACAAGAUGCUGAAGGCGGUCGCUGACAAGUUGAUUGCAUUACAGAGGAGGUUUAUGUGGGGCAAGGAGGAUGGAAACUAUGAUCAUCUUGUACCAGUAAAGGGUGGCCCAUGGAAAGACAUCUGUCAGUUGAAUAUAAAAGAACAACAGGUGAAAGAUAAACUUAUUAGUGGGAUGGCGAUGGAAGUAGGGGAUGGUAGGAAAACUAUGUUUUGGGAAGACAAUUGGAUUCAAGGUGGUCCUUUGAAAGCGAGUUUUCCAAGGGUUUUCUCUGUUUCAAACCAACAAGGAUUUGUGAUAGGAGAUUGUGGGUUUUGGGAUGGGUUAGAGUGGAUUUGGAAUUUUCAGUUGCGGAGAGAGUUAUUUCAAUGGGAGUUGGAACUUGUUCAUCAACUUCAUGAGAUGUUAAGGCCAGUGAAGCUAUCAACUGGUAGACAGGAUAAUCUUGUUUGGAAAUUUGAUAAUAAAGGUAUUUUUUCUACUUACUCUUCGGUGCAGGUGCUGCAAUCGGAGACUCUUUCACAAGAGAUUACGAGCUAUAAUUUCACAAGUGUUAUUUGGAAAGGGUUGGUACCGCCAAGAAUAGAGCUUUUUGGAUGGUUUGUUCUAGUUGGUCGGGUGUGGUGCACAUGGUUGAGGGGCUUUCGUAGAGAUUGGGUAGUCAUAGGAACCAUUAAAGGUCUAUUUGAGAGUUGGACUAGCAUGCUUAAUAGAAAAGAGGAGAAGAAGAGGUGGCUGAGUGAUUUGGAACAUCUGGAUGGAACGAAAAAGAAGAAGAAAAAGAACAAGUUGAAAGAACCUGGUAAAGGGGAAAGUGCUCAGGCACCAGGCAAUAGAGCAGCUCCUGGAAAGAAGGUUAACAUCCUCUACUGA
This is a messenger RNA of Arachis ipaensis, 1755 nucleotides long. NCBI's taxonomy places the organism in Eukaryota, Viridiplantae, Streptophyta, Magnoliopsida, Fabales, Fabaceae. The record is from RefSeq and is a predicted model, not a curated record.